This is a messenger RNA of Tribolium castaneum (red flour beetle), 2537 nucleotides long. Its product is annotated as pickpocket protein 28. Gene Ontology annotation, cellular component: plasma membrane. The coding region runs from base 486 to 2369 and encodes 627 amino acids. The transcript has 12 exons. Gene Ontology annotation, biological process: sodium ion transmembrane transport. Lineage: Eukaryota; Metazoa; Arthropoda; Insecta; Coleoptera; Tenebrionidae. Gene Ontology annotation, molecular function: ligand-gated sodium channel activity. The record is from RefSeq and is a predicted model, not a curated record.
UGCUCUAUUAUAAAAAUAAAGCUAAUUUGUACCAUUCAACAGAGUCAACAGCAACUUUUUUACAUUAUGCUUCAUGUAAAUUUUUCAAAAAUUGUUAAAUAUUUCUCAAAGGGCAUCAGUGCGGUAUUUGAUUUUAAGAAUUGCGUAUGAGAGCAAUUUAGGGCGAAUUGUAUAAAUUAAAUGUGGUGUUCCCAAACUAGUGAUAUAGGCAACCAAUUAUACAACAGCCAAGCCUUGACCGUUUUGCCGAUUAAAAAUAGAAAUAGUUCUUGAUUAGGUACUGACAAAAACCUUUAAACUAAGUCACCAACACAAUAAAGCCUUUAUCUAGCCCACAUAGGCCCAUUAAAAACCAAUUACGUCCCCAUUCCUGGUAAAAAUAAAGAUUAAUUGAUGCAAAAACACGCGGCCUCAUCUAUUUACAUUAAAUUAAGCCCGUCCCGGCCGAAGAAAAAUCAACCUAAUAAGCACUCAAUGUUAAAGCGAUGGACGAGCCGAUUAAAAGCACGCAACCACAAUUAAAAGCCUCAUAUAUCACCGUAAUCUUGUCUGAAAAUGUCACUCCACGUUAUCAUUUCAUGCCGACCAUGCCCAUCAUUGAAGAUGUCACAUAUGGAAAGGUUCAAAGGAAUUUUAUCGUCCAGGUUUACCGGAAGAAAAAAAGCGGGCGCAGGAUGUACUCAGAGGGGAAUAUAAUCAGGCCAAGGAAAAUCCAAGGCUGGACGCAACCGAACUUCUCAUCGCCCGUUUUCCGGAUCGAAGAUGAGUUCGCGUUAGCGUUGCCGUUACGGAGCGGCUCAAACCCGACAAGACGCAAUCACACGGAAGUUGUGAAAAAGUUUCUCAAAGUUGUUUUACGCAACGUUGAGAAUUAUUGCGAUAAAAGUACGCUGCAUGGGUUGAAAUAUAUUGGAGAUACUUCACUUUCAUUGGUUGAAAGAAUUUUUUGGUUGCUCGCUUUUGUCUCAGCGUUCGUUUUUGCCUGCUAUUACAUCAGUAAUAUUUUCGAUAAAUGGAACAGUAACCCGGUCUUAGUGGCCUUUAACCCCACUGAUGCCACUUUUAAUCAAAUUCCGUUCCCGUCAAUUACCAUUUGUAGCAUGAAUCAAAUAAAGCGGGUCGAAGCCGAACGGAUUUUAAGCGAACAAAACCCGGUCGAGCGCCAGUUAUUGAACGACUAUUGCAAUUUUAAUAAUAACAGUCUGGAAACAGCAGUUCAGUCCCCGAAUUGGGAAACAGUCCAGAAUUUUUUAAUCAGAGUUGGACAAACAUGUUCCGACUCAAUCAAGUCAUGUAUUUGGCAAAACGACAAUAUCAGUUGUGAGGAAUAUUUCAACAAUGACUUAACAGACGAAGGACUUUGCUGCUCCUUUAACCGCCUCCCUGCUGAAAAUAUUUUCAAAAACCCUGAUGAUUACACUUACCUUAACCACACGUUCCCGAAACGAAUUUACGACUGGAGCCCUGAAAAGGGCUUCAAAGAUGACAAUGACGGGGACAUGGGGACCAUCCCCAUCAGGCCCAGCGGGUCAGGGACCCAUCUGGGUCUGUCCAUCGUGGUGGAUGCCCAAACUGAUAAUUAUUUCUGUUCCUCGACCAACAGUAUCGGAUUUAAGAUUGUGUUGUCUAAUCCGAUCGAGACGCCCAAAAUCCAGGAUUAUGGUUUUUUGGUGAGUCCUGGAGUUGAGGCGCGGUAUGUUAUCCAGCCGGAAAUCCGGGAAGCAACAAGGUCGUUAAGGUCCGUCGAUGUGGGGAAAAGACAGUGUUUUUUUCAGGAUGAACGUCCGUUGAGAUAUUUCAGGAGUUACACAAAACGUAACUGUCGCCUCGAAUGCCAAUCAAACCACACAUUGAGGAAGUGUGGUUGCAUCCCUUAUUACUUACCAAAAAAUAAAAAAGUUCUAGAUUGUGGCAAACGGGACGAAAAGUGCGCAAGUCAGGCCAAAGAGGACAUGGAACUCAUCUACGGGAACGGAUCGAGUUGUAACUGUUUGGCAAGUUGUUACGAAAUGAAUUUCGAGACAAGCGCAACUUACAGUAAAUUGUAUCAAAUGUCCAAAAAUCAGCGUUUGGAGAACGUCACUAACGAAUACUUCGUGAAAAACAUGGCCGUGCUCCAUUUCUUUUUCAAAGAGAACCGGUAUCGGCGUCAGAUUAAAAGCGAAAUUUACGGCUUCACUGAAGUUUUAUCGAACGUUGGCGGCCUCUUAGGCCUCUGCCUCGGUUUCAGCAUUUUAAGCCUAAUCGAGAUUUGCUAUUAUCUGAGUCUGAAAAUAUUGUGCGGGUUCGUACAAACCCGGAAAAAGGGCCACAAGAGUAGGGGAAAAAACGAAAAUCUCAACAACAGUGUUAUCCCAUUCAUGAGCUAGCAAGGCCAAGCUAGUUGCAAAAUAUACAGGUGAGAUUAAGAAUUCCAGGGUGCACCCUGUACAUCAGGGACGAGUUAUUGUCAAGAUUGAGAGACUCGUUACACUUACUUAGAUUAUUAUUUGGCAUAAGAAUAAAACAAUAAAUAUACAAAUAAAAUUUAAAACUUA